CAGUAUGACAGUAACAACAGUGAUAACAAAACAACUAAUGUUUUGUUUUGCUGAAGAAUACAGAAUUUACUUAUAAUUUUCGUUGUAUUUAUUAUAAUGUAUAAUAGUAAAUGUAGGACGCAAACUAAAGUGCAACCAAUUAACCCUUACAACGUGAAACGAUUAGACACAUUAGCCUAGAUGAAAAAUUCUAUUCCUAGAGUUAUCUUUUUUAGAGUAGACUGUCAAUAACAUACUUAACUAAACUUUUGACUCACACGCACACACACACACUAAGACACAGACCUAAACUAGGUCUAGAAUAUGCCUGGUUUUCUUUACCUAAAUUGAAUUGUAAAGCUGCCUACAUUACUUUAACCGCAAGAUUAAAAAAUGUCUAAAACUGGACAAUCAGUGGGAAUUGUAAAAUUGAUCAGCCAACUUGAAAAAUGUUCAUCACAAUCAGUUUACAAGCAUCUUGUUCAGAUCAGAACUGAUGUAAUUAAAGAUGCUGAGGGUGUCAAGCUGUUAAGAGAAAGAGGGGGGUUAAAACACAUUGUAAGGCUACUUAACAAGCCCAAUGAAAAAAUAUUGAAUGUGUCACUGAGCAUACUAGCCAACUGUUGCCUACAAGAAGAGUGCCGAGACCAGGUAGUUUCAUAUGGUGCUAUUCCUUUGAUAAUUCCAAUAUUGAAAAAUAUAAAUCAAGACAGUAUCCAAAGCAGAGCAUGUCGAUUGAUAGGAAAUCUCACUCAAUCCUACAAAAUUGCGGACAAAAUUCAUGAACAGCACAUAACACCAGUUUUGGUCAAUGUAUUAAAUACAAGUUCAUCUUUAAGUACUCAACAGAUGGCAAUAAGAGCUCUGAGAUCACUGUGGGAAGUACCUAAAUAUCGAAUUGAAAUGCUGAAAAUGGAAGCAGUAAAAGCUGUGGCAUUUCACAUUGUAUCAGAAGAUAAUGACGUUAAAACUGCUGUCUUAAAAGCCUUGGCAACAUUCACAACAAAUUUAAAGUCUUCUGGCCUCGCUAUUCAGGUGCAGGGUGGUCGCUCUGACCUCCGUCUACUGGUGCAGGAGACAGGGGAGACCUUGGCCAACUUGUGUCUCUACAACUUGUGCUUGUUGGACAUGGCACGCUUGCAACUAGUUAAGGAUGGUCUUGUAGAGGCUGUUGUUACCAGACUCACGUCCUCAAUUGAGCACUGGCUAGCAAUGAUAUUUUGCUUAUUGUGCCAAGACUCUAUUGGCCGAGCUCAUGUUCGUAACUGUCCCGGUGGCUUGGGAAUACUCUUGAAACUCCUUCAGUCGACAAAAAGCAAAUCUAUUCAGGCCAAAGCAAUGAAAGCUCUUAACAACUUUCUUUAUGAUGAUACAAGUUUAUAUAUUCUGCUAAAGAAUGGUCUAGUGGCCACCCUGAUCAAGACACUGGCAGAGUUUGUCAGCAAGGUCGGCCGUAGUCAUGACAAGUGUGUGAGUGUUGGUGACAGUGCUGGCAGUGUGUCACCCUGUAGCAGUGGUAUGUCUCCUCAGUACGGAGGAGGAGCCCCAGGGAUGUGGUCGCCUCUCAGUGACGACUGUUCACCUCGUAGCUCACCUGUCAGUGUCUACUCUCCUCUGUGCCUCAGUGAAGAUGAGUUAGAGCCUACUCCUCGACUGCCUGAUGAUGACUUUACUGUACAACAAAAGGUUGAAGAUGAUUCAGGCGAAGUAAAAGAAGAAGAAAUGAUUUUAUCUUUCUUGUACCACAUCACCAACUAUGUGUCAAUCCCCAUUCAAGAUUUUGUCAACAAAGGGACUAUAUCCACCCUGAUUGACUACAUAAGCUUGGUGAGGGAUGCAAAUCCUUGUGCAGGAAGACUACUGUGCAACAUUGCUAAGAAUAAGAACUACUACCGGCAAUUGUUAGAUGACCAGUUUGUGUUAGAGGUACAGUGUCGGCUGUGUCGUCCAAACCAUGAGAGUUGUGGGGAGUGUGCAAGGAUAUUGGGGGAAGGGACACGUGUGUUGGGAGAGGUAGCAACCCUGGCACAAACUGGUCUUGGGGAGGGAGAGAUCACAUACCGAUUACUCAAGGCAGACACUAGUGUCAAACUGCUGGUCUCUCUAUCCAUACCUCAUGUCAUCAGUGAGAAAGAUCUGCUUUUGAAACUGCUAUUCAAGCGACAAGCAAUCAACUACUUGAUGGAUGCAUUAGAAAACAAACAAGAUGAUGCAGUGGCAAGUCUUCAUGCUCUCUUUCAUACUUUGAAUGUGAAAAACCCUCAGCAACCAACCAACAUCUGUUCUCAUUGCAAUGUCGGCAGUUUAAGGAAAGAAGGCACCAUAACUUUUCUAUUAGACGAUGGCUCAACAGUUUCUGCAAAUAAAUCCACUCUAUGCAAUAACUCCCCUGUGUUUGAAGCAAUGUUUCGUGGAGGGUUUAGGGAAUCUGAUCAAACAGAAGUUAAAUUAACUGACAUUUCUGCAGAUUGUGUUACAUAUUUUUCCCGGAUAAUAGAUACAUAUUGUGAGUGCAUUCUUCCUAAAAAUAUUCAGACACUCUUAGAUCUUAUUGUUGCCUCAGACCGAUUUCUCGUUCCGGAUCUAGCAACGAACAUUCUUUCUGUUGUCAUGAAUCAUAGUCUAAGUUAUAAAACGUGUUGUGUGGUAUACGACUGGGCACUAAGUGUCGGCUACAAAUAUCCUAUGCUUGGCAACAUUGGCACGGAUGUUGUCAAGUUUGCACUAACCUCCCCGAUGACGCCCAGACAAAGGGUGGAGGCUAUAAGUUUCAUGUUGAAAGGAGUCUCAAGUCUUUCCAGUUUGCUGUGUCCAGUCCAGUUCAGCAGUCCUUACAGUAAAUAGUAGUACCGUAGUGAUAAUAAAGUGCAUUACUGUGCUUUGCUUGAUUUCCUGUCAAUUUAAAUCAAGUGACAAGUACCCAAUACAAAUACAAACCCUUUAAGAAACGCAAUGCCUUUGUAAAAAAUUCAGUCUGAAAAUAUUUGAAUUUUCGAUAGUUCCCGCAGUGGUUGCUAGGUAGACUAUCGCGAGCGCGCGGUCAAGUCAGCUGACUGAGUGAAGGAGUGAGACAAAGAAUCUGCUUAGAAACGUAGCAGUGGCCGCGCGAAGCUCAAUUCGGCGGCAAUAUUCCAGUCUGACUAUUCUCCAGAAGCAUUUUGCUUCUUAAAGAGUUUGUAUUCAUUGCAAGUACCUGACCUUAAAACCAUUUUAAAUUAUAUAAUUCAGUUAGGCCUAAUUGAACUUAUAAUAUAGGCUUUAGGUUGUACUUAAUGAUAUUCAAUCCUUCCAAAAUAUUAUUGCAAAAAAUAUUGUACGUCACUCAUCCAAAAUGCGUUUACUGGAUCCGUAUGAUAAUUCUGCAUUCAACUUAGUCGACCGGGGAAAAACCAUACUUGUCCCAGAAACACCUAUUUUCCAGACUAGUAGUCUAAGAUAAUAUACUAUUUUGCCACACUACUUUGUUUUUAUGGACUUUGAAUGCAUUGAUUUGUCUGGAAAACAGCUGUUAAUUGCCUUCUUAUUAAAAUGGGCUUUCAUUAUGGAUUAAUGUAUGGUAAUAAUUUUUACUGGCGCCAGCUGGUUAAAAUUUUUUUUUUCAUUAUUGAAAACCUCAUAGAUUUUGGUAACAUGAAUAAUGACCAAUUUAACAAAAUUCGCCCUAAACUCAAUUCUAAAGAUAAAAUCACAACAAUAUUUGUUACUAUACUAUGUAGUCUAACAUAAACAGUGAGUGGUUAUCAAAAAAAACCUCUCAGAAAAGUUAUUGGUAAUGAUGAUUAUUAAAUCGCAAAGUCAGUGGGAACACGACUGUUUUAUUUUUUUAUUUUUUAUUGUUACGUCUGUUUAAAGUAAUAUGGCAAAAUAUUGUUGGUCACUUAUCCAAAUUGUAUUUAGCGUACUUGUAUUUUUAUUGGGAGCAGCUACACUCCUCCGGUUAAGGCUUUUUUUCCUGACUAUAUUUUAGCAUUGGUAUCAUAUUUUGCCUUCAAUGUAACCAGGCAAUGAUAAACCGUUGAACAAUGAAUCAUUUCUGCCUGCACUACCCUUAUAGUUUUUUUGUAAUAGGAAUGUAAAACACUUGUAAAUGUGUCAGAAUACUCAAAUAUUUUCUAGUUAACUAUAUUUUUUUAACAUUUGCUAUCAACAAUGUUUUGCUAUUUAAUGUUAAGUAAUAGAUCUGGUUAUUUGAAAAACUCUUCUGUAAUUUUUUUUUCAAUAAAUUUCUUUAUA
This is a messenger RNA of Macrosteles quadrilineatus (aster leafhopper), 4212 nucleotides long. It is a transcript of the gene Rnb, whose product is annotated as armadillo repeat-containing protein 5. NCBI's taxonomy places the organism in Eukaryota, Metazoa, Arthropoda, Insecta, Hemiptera, Cicadellidae. Gene Ontology annotation, cellular component: cytosol. The coding region runs from base 373 to 2823 and encodes 816 amino acids. Gene Ontology annotation, molecular function: protein binding. Gene Ontology annotation, biological process: anatomical structure morphogenesis. The record is from RefSeq and is a predicted model, not a curated record. The transcript is spliced from 10 exons.